AUGUCCCCUGCUCUAUUCGUGGGAAUCUUGCUACUGGGGGUGAGCAUGAGUGGGAAGGUGUUGUGUCCCUUCAGCAAGGGCAAUCAGGAGUUCGGAUACAUACAAGUUAGCGAGGAGAACAAGUAUUAUUAUGCGGCUCUCGAAGCUGAGAGUGAUCCGAAAACUGCUCCUACCUUUUUGUUCUUCCCCGGGGGUUUCGGCUCGAGCGGUGUGGCUUAUGCUCUUUCCCGUGGGCCCUGUAUUCUCCUACCAGGAUCCAACAAGCCUGGACUGAAUCUGUCCGAGGAGAACGUUUAUAUUGCAUCUGAUACUCGUUCUAGGUACUCGUGGAGUCGGAAGGCUAACAGUAUUUGGAUCGAUGCUCCCGGACCUACUGGCUUCAGCCUCGGUCCCAUUGAAAAAGACCUGGGAGCAUUCGUGGAGAACAU
Molecule: messenger RNA, 428 nt
Organism: Perkinsus marinus ATCC 50983
Lineage: Eukaryota; Perkinsozoa; Perkinsida; Perkinsidae
Exons: 2
Biological process (GO): proteolysis
Molecular function (GO): serine-type carboxypeptidase activity
Source: RefSeq, a predicted model, not a curated record